UAGUUAUUUCAUAAUAUAUUUACUUAAAAACCAUGGAACCUAAGACGGAGCUUCAGAAGAAUGCCAUUGCAGAGGCUCGUAGCAAGGAGCUCAAUGUAUACCAGCGUGCUUUGGACAUGCAAUGGUUGGACAGCCGCAUGGCGGACGGUCGAAUGGGCCGCUGCCUGGCGCUCAUUCAACGGGAAGCUGAGAUGGAAAGAGAGUUUCAAGAAAGAACAGACCAUGCAGCUAUUGUAAAUGCCAGAGCUGAAAGAGAAACAAAAUUGGGCACAGAAGUAGCCAAUGUUCGUCGUGAAGAAGUCUGCCAAUUGUUACGGCGACACUACUUACGAGAGAGAGACCCGAGCCUCAGGGACCUUGCUCGAAAACUACAAGCCGGAUAUGUCUGCAGAGAUAUACAGCAGCAAAUUAUAAAUAAUGAGUACAGAAGGUUACAGGAAAAGGCAGAAGAAAUGCGUGCAAACAAUAUUCUGCUGAAUGCUCUGGCCGAUGACAAAGAAGCAAUGGCUAAGGAGGAGAAAGAGAAGAUGGACCGGACUUCACAAUAUUGUAAGGAGUUACAACAGCAGUUGGUGAACAGACAUCUGCAGAAACAAUGUCAGUAUGAAGAUUCUUUGAUUGAGAAGAAGAUGCUUGAGGAUAUUAUACGCACUAUUUCGGAUGAGGAUAAGAAGGAACUGCAACAGAAGCGUGCCAUUACUGAGAGGAUGCGACAUGAGAUGAAGACAUUCCUCCAAGCUCGUGACGCUUGGAAGCAGAAACAGAAGUUGAUGGUCAUCCAGGAGGAAAAGAAUAUUGAGGAGCAGAACAAGAUGGUCACUGAUAGGAGUUCUGCAAUAUUAGCAGCACGGGACGAACGGAUGCGUAAGAAAGAGGAAUUCACUGAAAAAAUGUCUGCAAAAAUAUUGGCCGACGAUGCUAAACGUCAGGACCGUAUGAACACAAUAAAGUUGCUACAAGAACAAGAGUAUUUAGAGAAGAACUUCCAAGACGAUAUAGCGGAGAGGAACAAAGCGGAGAGAGUCCGCCAUGACACGUACACCGCGCUGACCAAGCAGAUCGAGGACCGACGGCGACAGACUAGUGACGGGAAGCAACGGGAGGCUGAGUAUAGGAAGCAGGUUGAAGCGAAGAUCGCGGCAGACUUGGCGAAGGAACGUGAAGACCUACAGAAGAAGAAAGAGAAAGGCAAGCUCUACUCGCAGGAGCUGUUGAAGCAGAUCGAAGCUAAUGCUAUAAAGAAGAAGCGAGAUACUGAGAUGGAGGAACAACGAACUGUCUAUGUCAAGGAGUAUGAUAGAAAGUGGCGUGAGGAAGUAGCAAAGGAACGAGAGAAGAUGGUAUCGGAGCACGUCCCCGGUCUGCUCGGGUACGUGACGGCGGGCGCGCUGCGCCACUCCGACCUGGGCGCGCUGCGGGCCGUCCGCCCUCACCUCGCGCACCUCGACGUGGACCGGCUGGCCACCGCCCGGCCACCACAUCGCUUCGGGAAAUGUAACCCGCAGUGCAGGAUGCUCAGGGAGUAUUAGAAUGUAUUAGUUCGUUGACUCUACUACUCAGAUUAUGUCACCAUCAUCAGGUAGAAGACAUCCCAUCUAUUGCUGGACAUAGGCAUCCUUCGCUACCAUUGGUUGCUUGAUUCUCCUCCCUCCAUGGUGUUUAACACCUAGACUGCGUCCUAGCGCGCAAACACCUUAUAGGUGCCCCUUAUUUUUUGGCGUUGCUGUCACUAUAGGCAGUUGAGCACGCCUGUCUCGCGACAGUGUACUAUAAUCUGGCGCCGGCUUUGCAUUUAACUGUCUGCCAUUUUAACGUGAGCCAAUAAAAUUUGUUUUAAUAAAAGUCUAAAGCUAAGGAAUUAUGGCGCGGUUUUUUUAUGGCAUAAGCCGGUAAACGAGCAGACAAAUCACCUCAUGGUAAGCAAUU
This is a messenger RNA of Spodoptera litura, 1926 nucleotides long. RefSeq lists its product as uncharacterized. NCBI's taxonomy places the organism in Eukaryota, Metazoa, Arthropoda, Insecta, Lepidoptera, Noctuidae. The record is from RefSeq and is a predicted model, not a curated record. Gene Ontology annotation, biological process: cilium organization. Gene Ontology annotation, cellular component: motile cilium.